Sturnus vulgaris (Common starling) is the source of this 1055-nucleotide messenger RNA. NCBI's taxonomy places the organism in Eukaryota, Metazoa, Chordata, Aves, Passeriformes, Sturnidae. The record is from RefSeq and is a predicted model, not a curated record.
AUGGCGCUGCGUGGAGCCGCCCAGCGGCGCCAGGCCCUGAGGCAGAUGGAGGGCGAGCUGGGCCAGCUCUACCAGGGCUGGAGCCACACCUUGACACAGGCUCUCGCCCACCUGGAGGCGUACAUCGAUUUCAGCGAGGAUGACAACGUGGAGGAAGAGGUUUUGUCUCGAGUGGCCAGCACCGUGCGAGCCCUGGAGCAGCAGAUCCGAGCCCACCUGCGGGACGGGCGCCGGGGGGAGCUGCUCAGGGGCGGGGUCCGGGCCGUCAUCGCCGGCCCCCCCAACGCGGGCAAGAGCAGCCUGCUGAACCUGCUGUGCCGCCGCCCGGCCGCCAUCGUGUCCCCCGUGGCCGGCACCACGCGGGACGUGCUGGAGGUGCCGCUGGACAUCGGGGGGUACCCGCUGGUGCUCAGCGACACCGCGGGGCUGCGCGCGGCCACCGAGCCCGUGGAGCGCGAGGGGGUGGCACGGGCCCGGCAACGGCUGUGCCAGGCUGACCUGGUGCUGGCAGUGCUGGAUGUCACCUCAGUGUCACCCACCCCGCUGGCCCUGGGGGCCGCUCUGGACGCCCUGGAGCCCCCCCCGGGCACCCCCUGUGUGCUGGUGCUCAACAAGGCCGACCUGCUGGGGGGACAGGGCGUGUCCCCGAGUGCCACCUGUGCCCAGGGACACCCUGCCACCCUCCUGUCCUGCAAGACGGGCGAGGGGCUGGAGGCGCUGCUGGAGCUGCUGGCGAAACAGCUGGAACAGCUGUGUGGGGAUCCCCUUUUGGGGUCCCCCAGCCUGACCCAGAGCAGGCACAGCCGCCACCUCGGGGCGUGCGUGGCAGCGCUGGCACGGUUCAACCGUGGGGACAACGGGGACCUGGCGGUGGCAGCCGAGCAGCUGCGGGUGGCACGGAGGGAGCUGGGCAGGAUCACCGGCCACGUGGGCACCGAGGACAUCCUGGAUGUCAUUUUUAGGGAUUUUUGUGUCGGGAAGUGACGCUGGCAACUCGUGGGGUCGUCCCCGUUGUUGUGGUGUCACACAAGGGGAUUAAACCUUGGUGGCUUUGA